GCCGAAAUCUGGAGCGUCUUCAUCGCCAUGUUAAAGAAAAGCAGACGCAACCUUCACGCCUGCACCGAGGUGGGCCUGAUCGGCCGGGCCCUGGUCUUGCUGCGAGAGGCCGAUGAGGUCACAGCAGAUCUGCUCAUUGACAUGCUGGGAGUGCUGGCCAGUUACAGCAUCACGGUCAAGGAGCUCAAGGACAUGUUUGCUCUCUUGAAGGCUCGCAGUGGUGUCUGGCAACGCCACUCAACAAAGCUGAUCUCAGUGCUGCGACACAUGCCCCAGAGACAAGGGCCUGACGAAUUCUUUAGCUUUCCUGGCAAGAAAGGAUCGCACAUCGCUCUGCCUCCGAUCAAAACCUGGCCCUACCAGAAUGGAUGGACAUUCUCCUGUUGGAUCCGGCUGGACCCUGUCACUGGA
Molecule: messenger RNA, 411 nt
Organism: Candidula unifasciata
Lineage: Eukaryota; Metazoa; Mollusca; Gastropoda; Stylommatophora; Geomitridae
Source: the annotation of a GenBank genome assembly